Messenger RNA from Cylicostephanus goldi, 102 nucleotides. The record is from the annotation of a GenBank genome assembly. Lineage: Eukaryota; Metazoa; Nematoda; Chromadorea; Rhabditida; Strongylidae.
AUGGAAUUUGUAGCGUAUCACAUGGGUGUGCCACUGAUUCCUAGCUAUGUUCCACGUGUGAUUUAUGCCCAGCGACAAAUUUGGCGCUCUAGACAUUCCUAA